Saccoglossus kowalevskii is the source of this 1855-nucleotide messenger RNA. RefSeq names its product von Willebrand factor D and EGF domain-containing protein-like. The record is from RefSeq and is a predicted model, not a curated record. Gene Ontology annotation, molecular function: signaling receptor binding. Gene Ontology annotation, cellular component: extracellular region; cell surface. Gene Ontology annotation, biological process: anatomical structure development. NCBI's taxonomy places the organism in Eukaryota, Metazoa, Hemichordata, Enteropneusta, Harrimaniidae.
GACACCCUAAACACAACCUACAGAUAUUUAUAUUGAUACUAAGACUAUGGACGCUAAAAUUGGUACGUGUUGGCGCUGUGGUAAUGCGGAAAGAGUCACGUGCACUCGUUGUCACAUGGCGAAGUAUUGCAGUAAGGCCUGUUUGUAUGAUGAUAAGUUUAGACAUAAGGUCGAAUGUGAUGGUGCAUUGAAAAUUCGGAAAUGCGACUCUUGUCAGAAGCCAUCCUCUAAAGUUAAGCAAUGCUCUUCAUGUCUACAAAAAUGGUACUGUGGAAGUGAAUGCCAAAAAAUGGCAUGGCCGUCACAUCGAGAUGAAUGUCGCAUUGCACAGAAUGAUAUUAUCAACAUAGCAGAAAUGCUGAAACGGGCACAUUGGCGAAGAAAUGUCUCAGAUGGACCACCAUCCCCUGUGGGGUUGUUCUAUUGGGGAAACACACCAGCUGUGGAUUUGUUGAAUCUGAAGCACAACGAAUGGAGAGGCGAUGACCGACAAGACCGGUUUAACCUUCUACUCUGUGCUGUUGGGGACCUUAGAUAUGUAUUGAAGACGUCAGUCUCUCUUCCUGAUGAAUUUAGUGGCCAGGUAGACUUUUACCUGAGCGAUAUCAAUCCACAUAUACAAGCCCGGAAUGUAUUAAUUCUCUAUCUGUUGUUCACCUGUGACAACGUCAUUAGCAUGGCAGACAUGAUAGUCCAAAUAUGGUACUCAGUGUGUCUUACACAAUCAUGCUGGAAGAUGCUGGAAUCACGCUUAGAAGAGUUGUUUAACAGUGAUGCAGAAAGGAUAUCCAGAAUAACUGAUGGGAAGCUAGUCUUUUCUAAUGCAAAUAUGGACGCCUUGAAGGAAGUCUGGCAAGCAUGGUUGACCGUCGGUAGAACUGGGGGGCCGAAAUUACACAUUGCAAAGCAGAGGGAGAUGUUGCUACUGAAAGAACAGGGUGGGUGGAUGAAUUACAUCAAUGGAGUGCCAAUGCACCAUCGUCUCUCUCUAGAUGAAUGGUGGAAAAGUGGAAUUCUACUGUCAUGCACAAAUCCACAACUAGUGAAGGCCAAGAUACAAAAUGUUACAUUUCUGCGAUACAACAAACAUGGACACAUGAAUGCAUCAAAACCUGCUAGACUCAGUGCUGGCUCUGCUGACUUACCUUCUCAUUGGCCAGCUGCCUUAAGGCGUGAACCAAUGGUAUAUGCAAUACGGACAGAUGGAUUUCCAUUUCUCAGCUGGGAUUACGUUGAUGCCAGGUCCUACUGUGAUGUUCCUUCACUAAUUACUAUGUAUAACAACUACAUAUCACACGUUAUCGAAGAGUUUGGUAUCAAACUGAAGAAGGGGUUGUUGUCUUUCCACGUCUUCCUAGGCGAUUGUUUUGAACUCAAUAAUGAGAUUCAACCUAACAUCAAAUUUGAUCGCAUAUCUACAUCUAACAUAGCUGACUACUAUGGACUCCCUGUAGUUCUCGACUUCACUAAAGGCUUACUCAACACGAACAAUCCAAAUUCUCUAAUUAUUACAGAAUUGAUGAACUGGACUAUAAUCAAUAACUCCUCUACUAACAAUGCAGAUAUUUCAGGUAUUAUCCAGGACACAGGCGUGCCCGAACAGGACAGAGGUUUUUAUCUAGCACAGAGAACUUUCGACUGUUAUGAAGACAAUAAUGAUAUAUUUAUAAAGUACUUAAGAGCUGAUUUCAUGAUUCACAAAGUCAACAAGUCAAAUGACCAAGUUGCAAAGCGCAAAGCAAUCUCCAAGUAUCAUUCAGAUGUUAUGAAAUAUGGGACAAAGAGUGGAAAGAAUUGUAUACUCCUAUCACAGUUACAAUAUAAUCAAAGCUUCAGGAAUCCCAAUGGAAACUAA